Messenger RNA from Prunus persica (peach), 1207 nucleotides. Its product is annotated as nuclear transcription factor Y subunit B-3. Bases 51 to 860 code for a protein of 269 amino acids. Gene Ontology annotation, biological process: regulation of transcription by RNA polymerase II. The record is from RefSeq and is a predicted model, not a curated record. Gene Ontology annotation, molecular function: DNA-binding transcription activator activity, RNA polymerase II-specific; protein heterodimerization activity; RNA polymerase II cis-regulatory region sequence-specific DNA binding. NCBI's taxonomy places the organism in Eukaryota, Viridiplantae, Streptophyta, Magnoliopsida, Rosales, Rosaceae. Gene Ontology annotation, cellular component: nucleus; CCAAT-binding factor complex. The transcript has 2 exons.
GAGAGAGACAGAGAGAGAGAGGCAGAGGCAGAGGCAGAGAUCUCAGGGAAAUGGAACGAGGAGGAGGAGGUUUCCAUGGCUACCAAAAGACUAGCUCUGGGUUGAAACUAUCAGAGAUCAACAUGAGGGUGGCAGGGAUGAAUCAAUUCAGCAUGCAGCAGGGGGGAAAGAGUACUAGCUCCUCUACCACCAAUAUCAAUAUCAAUAAUGUUGUUAGCAACAACAACGUCGUUAACCACCCCACCAGUAGUAAUGGUACUACUACUACUACUGAUGAUAACGAAUGCGUGGUGAGAGAGCAAGACCGCUUCAUGCCAAUAGCCAAUGUGAUCAGAAUCAUGCGCAAGAUCCUUCCCCCGCAUGCCAAGAUCUCAGACGAUGCCAAGGAAACCAUCCAGGAGUGUGUCUCCGAGUACAUCAGCUUCAUCACUGGGGAGGCCAACGAGCGUUGCCAGCGCGAGCAGCGCAAGACCAUCACUGCUGAAGACGUCCUCUGGGCCAUGAGCAAGCUCGGCUUCGACGACUACAUUGAGCCCCUCACCCUCUAUCUCCACCGCUACCGCGAGAUGGAGGGGGAGCGUGGCUCUGGCUCCUCCACCACCUCCGUCAUGAGAAGCGAUACCUCAGUGAAGGGUGCUGCUAGCAGCAGUAGCAGGGCAAUAGAUCACCACCAGUACUAUGCUGCUGCUGCUGCGGCGGCUGCUUUUCAUCAUCACCAUGGCCAUGCCUUUUUUGGAUACUUAAAGCCAUCCGAUGCCUCCACCUCCACCAAUAAUAAUAUCAAUGCUGCUGCUGCUGUCGCCGUGGCCGCUCUGCCAUAUUGUGAUCAGCACCAGCCACAUGCAAAUGAUCGAGCUUAAGUGAAAUGUAAUGUUACUUCCUAGCUACCUAGGUCUAGGUCCUUCCAUCGAGUAGUACUGGUUUUAUUUGAGUCGCUUAGUAGUAGUGCAGUAAAAUUAUAACCAAAAAAAGUACUGUGUGCAUGCGUAGUAAAAUUAAGAGCGCAGUUUUCCUUGCGUUGGGGAUGCUUUUGCUUAAUCGACGUCGACGCUUUCAUAUCGCAUUCAUUGCCAACUUCCGAGGAUCAUUUUCCCUUUGGAAAGCAAAGAAAAAAUACAGAACAAAAAAAAAAUAUAUAUGAGAAAAACGUAAUACUAGCUCCCAGCGAGGAUCGAACUCGCGACCUUUCGCUUACGAAGCGAACGCA